GCGCACGCAUCCCCCCCGGAAGCCCGCGGAGGAGGAUCCAACGGACGCUGAGGUGGGGGGGACGGGGAGCAAGAAAAAGGACCCCGGUAGGUGCGAAAAAAAUCUCCGCCACGCGAUGACCUGUGGAUGGGUCCCCCACCCUGGCAGCUGGGGGUGGCGGUGACCUCGAGCCCUGGCGCUGCCCUUUCCUGGGGGGGACAUGGGCUGGAGUCGCCGCCCGUGGCUAGGCUCCCCCCGCUGCACGGCCCCGACCCCUGACUGGAGACAGGAGGUGCCCUGCAGGAUGCCCUGGGCCGCUCGGAAUCAGGGGCUGGUCAGCUUCACGGGCACAGCACUGCCAUGCACCCACCAGCCGCCCCACGUGGCAUCACUGGCCCUCAAACGCCGCCUGGAGAAGGAGGAGCAGCAGCCCGGCCCAAAGCAGUUCCUGUCGGAGGAGAAGAUGGCGGCUCGUUUCAACACUCUGAGCUUGGAGAACGACCACGUCUACAGCGGCAACGGGUUGCCCACCCGGGGUCCGGCGCCCGACCCUGCCUGGGCACAGGAUUACGCCCGCUGCCCACAGCCGGAGCAGAGGCUGCCCGCGGCUGGAGGGAGUGAGGACGCCGGCGGGGCAGAGGCCGAGCGGGGCAGCGUGGUGCUGGAGGGGGAGUUCAGCAUGGCCGACUGCACCCCCCUGCAGUACCUGAGCCCCUCUGCAGAGCUGGUGCUGUGGACCCCCCCGGGGAGCCAGGUACCCCACUCCAUCCGGACCCUUAUGCUGUCCCCCAGCCCCCUGGCUGCCCCCCCGCUGCUCGCCCUGGGCCAGGGGGCACAGCCGGAGGAGAUGGAGCUGUGAUGCCGGACCAUUCCCCGUCCCAGCUGGAGAGACGCUGGGUAUGACUCACCCCAGACAGACCCUGUCCCCCACGCUGCGAGCUUCCCCGCAGCAGUGCCACCCACAAGACAAACCGUAUUGGUCGUUGUGUCUCUCCUGCUGCCCCGAGGGUCAAUAAAGGACAGAGCUCUGA
Molecule: messenger RNA, 1010 nt
Organism: Gopherus flavomarginatus (Mexican gopher tortoise)
Lineage: Eukaryota; Metazoa; Chordata; Testudines; Testudinidae
Gene: HCFC1R1
Product: host cell factor C1 regulator 1
Exons: 6
Coding region: 200-838 (212 amino acids)
Source: RefSeq, a predicted model, not a curated record